Xyrauchen texanus (razorback sucker) is the source of this 1747-nucleotide messenger RNA. RefSeq names its product glycine C-acetyltransferase (gene gcat). Lineage: Eukaryota; Metazoa; Chordata; Actinopteri; Cypriniformes; Catostomidae. Gene Ontology annotation, molecular function: glycine C-acetyltransferase activity; pyridoxal phosphate binding. Gene Ontology annotation, biological process: L-threonine catabolic process; biosynthetic process. The record is from RefSeq and is a predicted model, not a curated record.
CAUAAAUCCGCUGUCAGCAUCACUUUCUUCCAGUACAUACUUUUACUGUGGUAAUUUCUUCGAUAGUGGGGUAGAAAUGUCACUCCGCACAGCUGUUUAUCGACUCUGUACUCCCUUUAGGAGUGUUUUACAGUCCUGUACUACAAAUACGAAAAGACCGUAUGCCGCGGUGAGCCAAGCGCUGUCCGUUCUGGAAAACGAGCUGGACAGUAUCCGUGCAGCGGGCACAUGGAGGGAGAGAGUGAUCACGUCCAAACAGGGUCCUAAUAUCAACGUGGUCGGCAGCAAAGGCGACAUAUUAAAUUUCUGUGCCAAUAACUACUUGGGUUUAUCCAGUCAUCCAGAGGUGGUGCAAGCGGGUAUAGAUGCCCUGCAGAAGUUUGGAGCUGGUCUUAGUUCAGUUCGCUUCAUCUGUGGCACACAGAGCCUACACAAGACCUUGGAGGAGAAACUCGCCCAGUUCCAUGAAAGAGAAGACUGUAUUCUGUACGCUAGCUGCUUUGAUGCCAAUGCUGGUUUGUUUGAGGUCCUGUUGGGUCCUGAUGAUGCCGUGUUGUCUGAUGAACUAAACCACGCCUCCAUUAUCGAUGGUAUACGAUUGUGUCGCGCCAAAAGAUUCCGCUACAAGCACAUGGACCUGAAUGAUCUGGAGGAAAAGCUGAAAGAGUCUCAGUCGUCUCGUCUGAGAUUGGUGGUCACUGAUGGGGUGUUCUCAAUGGAUGGUGAUGUGGCUCCUCUACAGGGUAUCUGUGACUUAGCUGAGCAGUAUGGAGCAUUGGUCUUCAUUGAUGAGUGUCAUGCCACUGGCUUCAUGGGCCCCCGCGGCCGAGGAACUGAUGAGCUGCUGGGGGUAAUGAACAGAGUGCACAUUGUGAAUUCCACUCUGGGAAAAGCACUCGGAGGAGCUGCUGGUGGUUACACAGUUGGACCUAAGGCUUUAAUUGACCUACUGAGGCAGCGGUCUCGUCCAUACCUUUUCUCUAACUCCCUCCCCCCUCCUGUGGUAGGCUGUGCCACCCGUGCUGUGGAACUGCUACUGGCAUCCAAUGAAAUUGCUCAGAGUAUGGCAGCCAAAACCAUGAGGUUCAGAAACAACAUGACCCAGGCAGGGUUCACCAUCUCUGGCACAGCUCAUCCAAUCUGUCCUGUGAUGCUGGGAGAUGCUCGUCUGGCUUCUUUUAUGGCUGAUGACAUGCUAAAACUGGGAGUUUAUGUAAUUGGAUUCUCCUACCCAGUUGUUCCCAAAGGAAAAGCCCGCAUUCGAGUCCAGAUCUCUGCAGCUCACACUGAUGAUGACAUUGAUCGUACCGUAGAUGCCUUCAUACAGACCGGCAGAAAGCAUGGUGUAAUUUCCUAAUUUCACAGAGAGAGAGAACUGUGACCGAAUGACAAGGGAGCAGAUGAUGGAAUGAGCUGUUAGAGUGAGGCUUAAGUUACAUAUAGCAAAAUAUAGGAUAGCUGUAUAUUUUCAACAUUAACAGAAUAAAUGUUUUUGUUUUAUGAUUCAUAGUUGCUUGUCUGAUGGUUUGUUUUAGUAGUUAGUGUCUUUUACAUCAGCUAUGCAUCAAAGCAUCUUGACUUCAUUGCAGUUGAUGCGUGCAUUUGUCUCAUUUGCAUUUUUUGCAAGUGUGAGCUUUGCAAACUGUCUAAAAGUAAAAAAUGACAAGAAAAUGCAAUUUAAUGUCUCCAUUGAUAAUUCACAUUUGGGUACUUGACAUCUCCUGUGAUGUGCAAUACUCCAACUAAA